Molecule: messenger RNA, 399 nt
Organism: Carlito syrichta (Philippine tarsier)
Lineage: Eukaryota; Metazoa; Chordata; Mammalia; Primates; Tarsiidae
Product: DDB1- and CUL4-associated factor 1
Exons: 5
Coding region: 10-399 (129 amino acids)
Biological process (GO): protein ubiquitination
Cellular component (GO): Cul4-RING E3 ubiquitin ligase complex; nucleus
Molecular function (GO): nuclear estrogen receptor binding; histone H2AT120 kinase activity
Source: RefSeq, a predicted model, not a curated record
GGCCAAGCCAUGACUACAGUAGUGGUACAUGUGGACUCCAAAGCUGAGCUCACUACCCUGCUGGAGCAGUGGGAAAAGGAACAUGGCAGUGGGCAGGACAUGGUACCUAUCCUUACCAGGAUGUCUGAAUUGAUUGAAAAAGAAACUGAAGAAUAUCGUAAAGGGGAUCCAGACCCAUUUGAUGAUCGACAUCCUGGUCGAGCUGAUCCAGAGUGUAUGCUGGGCCACUUGCUGAGAAUACUCUUCAAGAAUGAUGAUUUCAUGAAUGCAUUGGUGAAUGCAUACGUGAUGACAAGCCGAGAACCCCCUUUAAACACUGCAGCUUGCAGACUCUUACUGGACAUCAUGCCAGGGCUGGAAACUGCUGUUGUCUUUCAAGAAAAGCAUUCGUUUGAUUAA